AUGUGGGCCGAUGUGAUGGUGGACAAAGUUUCUACCACUCUUCAUCUGGAUCAAAAUAAGGAUAAGCAUGCUGCCUCCUCUGUCUCCUUCUACCUCCUCCCGGCUGUCUCGGAGUAUUGUCUCCUCUCCGCCGCCCUGAUCUACGAGAUCACCGUCCGAAUUGGCCAACCUAGUUACAUUGAAUUAGAAGAUGAAGAUGAGAGUGAAAAUGGCAGUGACAUUGAGGAGGAUGAGUUUUCAGAUGAAGGAAUUUCUGACGAUAGUGGAGAGACAGAGACGGAUGAGGACCAUAGGAGGAAGGGGAGUGCUGACACAACUACAGGGGAUAGGGAGGCUACAGAUCUGAGCAGCUCCAAAUCGCCUACUCUUUCUGAUCCAGAAAUUGCUAUCAAGAAGGUGAGGAGAAAGAGAAGUUCACCUGGAAGAUCACUAUCCAGGGUGCUUACUAAGCAUAUAAAAAAGGUGAGUUGA
Messenger RNA from Rodentolepis nana, 471 nucleotides. The record is from the annotation of a GenBank genome assembly. NCBI's taxonomy places the organism in Eukaryota, Metazoa, Platyhelminthes, Cestoda, Cyclophyllidea, Hymenolepididae.